This is a messenger RNA of Elgaria multicarinata webbii, 6293 nucleotides long. RefSeq names its product kinase D interacting substrate 220 (gene KIDINS220). NCBI's taxonomy places the organism in Eukaryota, Metazoa, Chordata, Lepidosauria, Squamata, Anguidae. Gene Ontology annotation, molecular function: PDZ domain binding; protein kinase regulator activity. Gene Ontology annotation, biological process: nerve growth factor signaling pathway. The transcript has 31 exons. The record is from RefSeq and is a predicted model, not a curated record. Bases 136 to 5505 code for a protein of 1789 amino acids.
AGAAGCUGCUCCUCGAAUAGCACCCAGGCGCUGGUCCUGCGCUGCCGCUACCACCCCGUCCUCCUCCUGUUUCAGUGGCUCCCCUUCAGUUCCUGCCGAUACUACCUUUGUUGGAACUUGACCUUUUAAUCAAAGAUGGCAAGUCUGGUGUCUCAGAGUUUGGUGACAUAUGUGGAAGAAGAAAAUGUUCCUGCUUUGAAGGCACUUCUUGAGAAGUGCAAAGAUGUGGAUGAGAGGAAUGAGAAUGGUCAAACUCCAUUAAUGAUAGCUGCAGAGCAAGGCAAUUUAGAAAUUGUCCAAGAAUUGAUAAAGAAAGGUGCCAACUGCAACUUGGAAGAUUCAGAUAACUGGACAGCUCUUAUCUCAGCAGCUAAAGAGGGGCAUGUUGCCAUUGUGUCAGAGCUACUUAGCUGCAAUGUGAACAUGGAACAUCGAGACAUGGGUGGAUGGACAGCUCUUAUGUGGGCAUGCUACAAAGGCUGUACUGAAGUAGCUGAGCUGCUUCUUGAAAGAGGAGCGAAUCCAAACAUCACUGGACUACAAUACAGUGUCUAUCCGAUAAUUUGGGCAGCAGGGCGGGGCCACUCUCAUAUAGUACAACUCUUACUGCAAUAUGGAGCUAAAGUCAACUGUUCUGACAAGUAUGGUACUACACCAUUGAUCUGGGCAGCAAGGAAGGGUCAUCUAGAAUGUGUGAAGUAUUUGUUGCAUAUGGGAGCAGAUGUCGAUCAAGAAGGAGCUAAUUCUAUGACUGCGCUUAUUGUAGCAGUAAAAGGUGGUUUUACGGAUUCAGUCAAAGAAAUCUUGAAAAGAAACCCAAAUGUAAACUUAACAGAUAAAGAUGGAAACACAGCCUUGAUGAUUGCUUCAAAGGAGGGCCACACAGAAAUUGUGCAGGACCUCCUGGAUGCGGGAACUUACGUGAAUAUUCCUGAUAGGAGUGGAGAUACUGUGCUGAUUGGGGCUGUCAGAGGUGGUCACGUUGAAAUUGUGAGAGCCCUACUUCAUAAGUAUGCAGAUAUAGACAUCAGAGGUCAAGAUAAUAAAACUGCUUUGUAUUGGGCUGUUGAGAAAGGAAAUGCUACGAUGGUAAGAGAUAUCUUGCAGUGCAAUCCGGACACUGAAACAUGCACCAAGGAUGGAGAAACACCUCUUAUAAAGGCCACCAAGAUGAGAAAUAUUGAAAUAGUUGAGCUUCUGCUUGACAAAGGAGCAAAAGUUUCCGCUAUAGACAAGAAAGGAGAUACCCCGCUCCAUAUUGCUAUUCGUGGGAGAAGCCGCAGACUUGCAGAACUGCUUUUAAGAAAUCCUAAAGAUGGCAGGCUGCUUUACAGGCCCAAUAAAGCUGGAGAGACACCUUACAACAUUGACUGUAGUCACCAGAAAAGCAUUUUAACUCAGAUAUUUGGAGCUAGACAUUUAUCACCAACGGAAUCUGAUGGCGAUAUGCUGGGUUAUGAUCUUUAUAGUAGUGCACUAGCUGAUAUUCUUAGUGAACCAACUAUGCAGCCACCCAUCUGCGUUGGGUUAUAUGCCCAAUGGGGAAGUGGGAAAUCUUUUCUGCUCAAGAAACUUGAAGAUGAAAUGAAAACUUUUGCUGGACAGCAGAUUGAACCUUUGUUCCAAUUUUCCUGGCUUAUUGUAUUCCUUUCACUGUUGUUGUGUGGAGGCCUUGGUUUAUUGCUCUCAUUCACUGUAGAUGCAAAACUUGGAAUUGCAGUGGCACUAAGCAUACUGGCACUGCUAUAUGUAUUUUUCACUGUGAUAUACUUCGGUAGCCGAAGAGAAGGAGAGAACUGGAACUGGGCUUGGGUGUUAAGUACGAGGCUGGCAAGACAUAUUGGCUACAUGGAGUUGCUACUUAAACUCAUGUUUGUGAACCCACCUGAGCUGCCAGAGCAAACGACUAAAGCCUUACCUGUCAGAUUUUUAUUUACAGAUUACAAUAGACUGUCCAGCGUAGGCGGAGAAACUUCAAUGGCUGAGAUGAUUGCCACGCUCUCAGAUGCUUGUGAGAGAGAAUUUGGUUUCUUAGCAACACGUCUUUUUCGAGUAUUCAAGACGGAAGAUACUCAAGGUAAAAAGAAAUGGAAGAAAACUUGUUGUCUCCCAUCCUUUGUCAUCUUCCUCUUCCUUCUGAGCUGCGUUGUUGCUGGGAUCACUCUUAUAGCUUAUUUUAAAGUGAAUCCUGAAAACAUGACCGUCAAUGCUAUUCUGAUAUCAUUUCUCUGUGUUGUGGGUUUGGGCUUCCUCUUGAACUGCCGCACGUGGUGGCGUGUGAUGGACUCGGUCUUGAAUUCACAGAGAAAACGGCUUCAUAGUGCUGCUUCAAAGCUACACAAGCUGAAGAGUGAAGGGUUUAUGAAAGUUCUUAAAUGUGAAGUGGAACUGAUGGCAAAGAUGGCGAAAACCAUUGAUAGCUUUACUCAGAAUCAAACCAGGCUUGUGGUAAUUAUUGAUGGAUUGGAUGCAUGUGAACAGGACAAAGUUUUACAGAUGCUUGACACAGUUCGAGUCCUAUUUUCAAAGGGCCCAUUUAUUGCCAUUUUUGCUAGUGACCCACACAUCAUUAUAAAGGCAAUUAAUCAGAAUCUGAACAGUGUACUACGGGACUCAAAUAUAAAUGGACAUGAUUACAUGAGAAAUAUAGUCCACUUACCUGUCUUCCUUAACAGUCGUGGACUCAGUAGCGCUAAAAGGAUGAUGGUAUCUGCAACCACAAACGGAGAUGUUCCAUACUCGGAUAGUUCAGGAUUCCAUGAAGAAGUUGAUCGAAGAGUUUCACAGAAUAGCCUGGGAGAUGUGGCAAAGCUUGGAAGCAAAACAGCUCUCAACAGACGAGAUACUUACCGAAGAAGACAAAUGCAGCGUACCAUUACACGUCAAAUGUCUUUUGAUCUAACCAAGCUACUGGUUACGGAAGAUUGGUUCAGUGAUAUUAGUCCACAGACUAUGAGGCGACUUCUCAAUAUUGUUUCUGUGACAGGACGUUUAUUGAGAGCUAAUCAGAUCACGUUCAACUGGGACAGGCUGGCUAGCUGGAUCAACUUGACAGAGCAGUGGCCGUACAGGACAUCUUGGCUCAUAUUAUAUUUGGAAGAAACAGAAGGUGUUCCAGAUCAGUUAACUUUAAAAACAAUAUAUGAAAGAAUUUCAAAGAAUAUUCCAACAACUAAAGAUGUUGAGCCCCUACUUGAAAUUGAUGGGGAUAUUCGAAACUUUGAAGUAUUUUUGUCUUCACGAACUCCAGUCCUUAUAGCACGUGAUGUAAAAACCUUUUUACCAUGCACAGUAAACCUUGAUCCAAAGCUCCGAGAAAUUAUUGCAGAUGUCCGUGCUGCAAGAGACCAAAUUAACAUUGGAGCAAUCCCAUAUCCUACAUUGCCUUUACCAGAGGCAGCUCCUAGAGCAUCAUCAGUGUUUAGUCAGCCCUCGUCAGCCUGCUCUUCAACACACUCCUUCAAUGGGCCUUUCAAUGCGGGAGUUGUAUCGCCACAACCUCACAGCAGCUACUACAGUGGAAUGACAGGACCUCAGCAUCCAUUCUAUAAUAGACCAUUCUUUGCCCCAUAUGUUUACAUGCCAAGGUAUUACCCUGGCAGUUCUCAUCUCACCUCACGUCCAUCACUAAAAUCGAGUUUGUCCAGGGAACAGAGCAGUGGUCUAGAUAUUAUCAAGGAGGAUGCUGCUGAGUGGCUUCCUUCACCCACAGACCCCUCAAUGCAGUAUAAAACUGGGUUAAAAAGACAGAGACAGGGAACAGUCCCAGGCUCGGGAGCAUCCCAUGUGCCUUUGAGCUCAAUGACUGUUGAUGCUGUCUGCGAAAAACUGAAACAGAUAGAAGGAUUAGACCAGACUAUGCUGACUCAGUACUCUGCAACUAUCAAGAAGGCAAACAUAAAUGGUCGUGUUUUAGCACAGUGCAACAUUGAUGAACUGAAGCGAGAGAUGAACAUGAACUUUGGUGACUGGCAUCUCUUCAGGAGUGCAGUACUUGAAAUGAGAAAUGCAGAAAGUCAAGCUGUCCAUGAAGAUUCUCGGGCAGGGAAUGAACAUGCCAAUGCACUUCCUCAUAAUGAUCUUGCUCAUCGUCCUGCGCUGAAUAGCGAAUUGCCUCAUACUGAACUUACUGGUCUUCCGGGUCAAGCUCCCUAUGCCCUCAAUUUCAGCUUUGAAGAACUCAACACUAUUGGUCUAGAAGAAGCCGCUCCACGUCAUAGUAACCUAAGCUGGCAGUCACAAGCCCGCCGAACUCCAAGCCUUUCAAGCCUCAAUUCUCAAGAUUCUAGUAUUGAAAUUUCAAAGCUUACUGAUAAGGUUCAAGCAGAGUAUAGAGAUGCAUAUAGAGAAUAUAUUGCUCAAAUGUCACAACUAGAAGGGGGCGUGAGUUCUAGUACUGUGAGUGGUAGAUCUUCCCCACAUAGCUCAGCAGCCUUCUAUAUGGGGCAGAGCACAUCCACAGGCUCUCUCCAGUCCAGUAUGGAACAAGAUAAGGGAAAGGAUGCAGAACAGAAACAAGAUGAUGGAAGAAAGUCCUUCUUGAUUAAACGGAAUGAUGUUGCAGACUAUAGUACUUCAGGCGUGUCUACUAGUGAUGCAUCUCCGUUGGAUCCCAUUACUGAAGAAGAUGAAAAAUCAGAUCAGUCUGGAUCCAAGCUUCUUCCAGGGAAGAAAUCUUCAGAAAGAACCAGCAUUUUCCAAGCUGCAGAUCUAAAGCUGAAGGGAGUAGCUCUGCGCUAUCAGAAACUUCCAAGUGAUGAAGAUGAGUCUGGAACAGAAGAAUCUGAUAAUACUCCCCUCCUCAAGGAAGGGAAAGACAGGAAAAUAGAAGGGAAAACAGAGAAGCAACCCAAAUCUCCAGAACAUGGAUCCGAGCCCAUUAGGACCCUGAUUAAAGCAAAGGAGUACUUGACAGACGCUCUUCUAGACAAAAAGGAUUCCUCUGACUCUGGGGUAAGAUCCAAUGAAAGCUCUCCAAACCACUCUCUCCAUAAUGAUGGAGAUGACUCCCAGCUUGAAAAAGCAAAUCUCAUUGAGCUGGAAGAUGAUGGCCGCAGUGGGAAAAGGGGAAUUCCCCACAGCUUGAGUGGCCUUCAAGAUCCCACCAUGGCACGUAUGUCAAUUUGCUCAGAAGAUAAGAAAAGCCCUUCAGACAGCAGCUUGAUAGCAAGCAGUCCCGAAGAGAACUGGCCAGCGUGCCAGAAAGUCUACAAUUUAAACCGUACCCCAAGCACAGUCACCCUGAAUAACAACAGUGCCCCAACCAACAGAGCCAAUCAAAAUUUUGAGGAGACUGAAAGCAUCAGAGAGCCACCUCAGAUCAUUUUGCACCCUGGUUCAAGUUCUAAUUCUGUUCCAGUUCAGAAUGAUAACAUCAAAGGCGUGGCCCACAAACGUAGCCAGCGUUCAAGUUAUGCCAGACUUUCAAAAGAUGCUUCUGAGCUCCUUACUGUUACUGGCUCAGAUGCUGCAGGCUUCGGAGAAGAGAGAGAAAGUAUUCUUUAAAAGAAAUCCAAAUGAAAUUAUAGCCUGCCUGAACGAGAAUGCGUGUGUUGGUUUUUACACACUCUCCUUCUUUUGUUAGUUUCUGAUUGGGUAUAUACAUUUUUGUUAGAUUUCCUUACCAUGACUUGGUUCCCUGUCUCUGCUGUUGUUAUCAGGGAUAAUUUAAGGGUGCAACCAUCCAAAGUUAGGCAUAAAUUCCUUGGUCUGCAUGAUGAAAAGGGAAAUAAUUUUGCGGUUGAGAUGAUCUCACAGAAACAGAAAUGAAUAGCUUCCUAUUUAUAUUUUUAAAAAUUAAUUAGGAAAGUGGGUCAAGGCUUGGGGAAGGGAUGUAUCAUGUCAAGUGAAGCCACCGGCUACAGUGUUCCAGAACUGAAAUCCACAGAAACAACUAUUUACAUUUUCUAGUUCUGUAUAUGUCACUUUUAAAAGCAUUGACGGUUUAAAUACUGAUACAGAAUUGUCAAAAUAUAACUCUUAUUCAUUGAUUUUACCUAAUAUGUCCUUGGAAUGUCAAAUGUGUGACUGUGUCAACAAGUUUUAAAAAAUUAUUGCAUGCUGAAAAUGUUACUUGUGGCUGAUAUUUGGAUAUUGUUGACAGAAUUUACUGUACGUUCUAGAUAGUGAACAUAGUAGUGUGACCAUGGUGUUACAUGAAGCCAUUUGCGGAGUACAGUUUGGGUGUAGUCUGUUAGGAAUAUUUACAGUUUUAAAAAAUAAUGGCCUUUGAUUAAUAGGUUGUAUCUGAUUGUGGAAAGCAAGAGGAAUUGGAGGUUGUCAUUACCUUAGUA